Anastrepha obliqua is the source of this 3966-nucleotide messenger RNA. It is a transcript of the gene bowl, whose product is annotated as protein bowel. Lineage: Eukaryota; Metazoa; Arthropoda; Insecta; Diptera; Tephritidae. Gene Ontology annotation, cellular component: nucleus. The record is from RefSeq and is a predicted model, not a curated record. The transcript is spliced from 3 exons. Gene Ontology annotation, molecular function: RNA polymerase II transcription regulatory region sequence-specific DNA binding; DNA-binding transcription factor activity, RNA polymerase II-specific. Bases 555 to 3200 code for a protein of 881 amino acids. Gene Ontology annotation, biological process: embryo development; regulation of transcription by RNA polymerase II; embryonic hindgut morphogenesis.
GCGAACAGGUUUUUGAGACAUUCGCUCGAAAAUGAAGUAUUGUCUCCGUAGAGUUGUGGCCAAAAAGAACGGCGUUCAAGUGUGGAAAGGUGAAGAAAGGCGCAAGUAAAGAGUGAAGAUUUUGUAUGUGCAAACGUACAUACGCACACACACAAGCUUCAUCGCGGAAUUGAUUAAACAAAAACACACUCCAUACAUUUACGAAUGAGGCUGUGUGUGCCUUUGGUUUCGUGGAAGUCUGGCUACAUAUGUAUGUGUGUGUAUGUGUAUGAUAUGUGUACGUGUAUGUGUAUGUGUAUGACGGUAUGCAAUGUUGCUGAGUUGCUGGCUAUAAUUUUCUUCCUCGACCGUCAUUGCAGCUGGACUUGGAGUUAAUUUUCGUGUUUCUGUUUCAUGUUUUUGUGUCUGAAGUCAAAAGUGAAGGCUGAAACAAUCUUUUUGCUGGCAUGUCGGCACUGAAGGUGGAUCGGGUGAGUAACCAAUUAGUCAUGUCAAUGUCACGACAGUGAGCUCCCCAACGCCACACAUUCGUGAUCGUCAAGCGCGGCACCGAAAUGCCUACCGAGAAUUCAUUGCUGGAGGAACGCGCUAGCGGUGGACCCAUUUCCAUGGUACGCCCUACGCGACUGGAACAAUUUUUGCAAGCGCCUGGUGCUGGUGGCGCGGCCGAGCAACGUAGCACUUCCAGCGGUCGUGUACCGAGCGGCGCUGCGGCAGCUGCUGCCGCUGCAGCAGCUUACGAAACGCAACUCGCCUAUCAACAUCAUCUGGUAGCAGCAGGUUUGAUGGGUGCUGCCGGUGGUGCCGCGAACGCACAAGCUGCGCAUUCUGCCUUCGUACCAGUGCUACCAUCGCGUAAUGCUUUGCGUGCGCCAGGCGCUGCCGCCAUUUACGGUGGCAUGCUGGAUGCCGAGGUGGCGAAGGAGGCGAGCAAGCGCCAUGGCAGCAAUUCCAAUUUUGAAAUCAUCUCCAUGAUGGCAGACAAGCGCAAGGAGUUGGCUUUACGGGAAGCGGCUGCCGCAGCGAUGUUAAUGCAACGACCACCUGGACAGGGACCGCCACCGGGUGUGCCCACUGCUGUUAUGUAUCCACCACCACCGCCAUAUCUAGGCGGUCCCGGACCAUCACCGACUGGCGCCGGCACUUUCGCCUUUCCAUCGGCAGCCGCUGCGGCGGCACUCUUCCCUGCUGGGCUGCCGCCAACUAUGCACGCCGGUUUGGAUCGCCGUUUAUUGCGCGCACCGGGACGCGCAUCGCGUCCAAAGAAACAGUUCAUUUGCAAAUUCUGUAAUCGUCAAUUCACCAAGUCCUACAAUCUGCUCAUACACGAGCGCACACAUACCGACGAGCGGCCGUACUCGUGCGACAUCUGCGGCAAAGCGUUUCGCCGGCAGGAUCAUUUGCGCGAUCACAGAUACAUUCACUCCAAGGAGAAGCCUUUUAAAUGCACCGAAUGUGGCAAAGGUUUCUGCCAGUCGCGUACGCUGGCCGUCCACAAGAUACUCCACAUGGAAGAGUCGCCACACAAGUGUCCCGUUUGCAGUCGCAGCUUCAAUCAGCGCUCCAAUUUGAAAACGCACCUGCUCACGCAUACCGACCACAAGCCAUACGAGUGCUCUUCUUGUGGCAAAGUCUUCCGUCGUAAUUGUGAUCUGCGCCGUCAUGCGCUAACUCACGCCGUCGGCGAUGUGCCCUCCGAAUAUGUAGAUGUAGGCGAGGAGGAUGAGGGCCGACAUUUGAGUGGUGAUGAAGAGGAUACCCUAUUGGAAGUAGAUUCACCGCGGCAAUCACCAAUACAUCGUUUACAAAGCAACUCACCAACGCAAGAGCUGGGAAGCGCGGCGGAUGCUGAGAAGGCGAGUGAAAAUGCGCGCGCAGCUGCACGUAUGCGCCUCAAGCGCAAGGCCUGCUACGAUGCGGAAUUGUCAGAUGAAUCCGAAGAAGAGCUAGAUGAGGAUGACGAGCUGGAUGAAGCCGAGCUGGAGGAUGCCGAGCUCGAUGAUGAAGAUGAAGUGGAAACGGCGCGUAACAAUUUGAAUGAAGGUUUGUUGGAACCAAGACCCACCGGGCAGGGUGUAACGCACUGUCAUCAUGAAGGCGGUGAGACGUACACUAUGCGACCGUCACACGAGACGCGUGACUCAAAUGACCCCACACAUGCCGCUGGCUCGCCGCACUCCUUAUGCGCGCCACCACCCGGCUCCGUUUUCAUGCCGUCAUCCUCACCGAGCGCACGCUACAAUCCGAUGCGUGCAUUGCCUGGUGCCGGCGAAUCUAUACAUUCACCCUCAACAUCCAAUGGGCCCGAGCCUUACAUACCAAUGUUGCAUGUACGCAGAGAUCUCCAUCCCAAAGCGCUGCUGCUGGCAGGUGUUGAAAUGAAGAGCGCCAAUUUAUUGCCACCAAAUGUGAUGAUAGCAACAGUAGCGGCGGCGCAAACUACAUCAACACAACCACCACAGCCACCACAACCAACGGCUGCACCGCCAAUCACCCUACCGCCUGGGCUAACAAGCGCUGGUACACACACGUCGUCGGGCGCGCAACCGACUGGCGUGCCACCACCACCCUUGCCGCCGCUUGUCGAACCAGGGAAGAAUUUACAACAGCCACUGCAUUCGCCGCUCGAAUCAAUGCCCAGUUUUCUUGGCUCCAUACCCAUACGCAAACGUAUUGUCGGCCUCGAACAAAUGGCGGAUGCGCAACGCGCCUACAACGUGACAACAAACACCGGACUGAUGGCGCUCAAUAUGACACGUACGCAUGUCGCAAUGAAAGUCGCUACCCACCCACCGCAGCCGCCGCCGCCCCCACCGCACAAGCAAUCGCCGCAUGCUUUACUACCCAGCAAUGCGUACUUGGUCAAUCAGUCGUCUCUAUUGGGAGCGAAGUCUUUGGGUGGUGAUGGUGCUGGCACCAAUUUAAUUUCAGAUGCGUCAACGCACAUGACUAGAGAGACGGGCGGCACGCCAGGUGGAGCGGCGCCACAUAUGCCGAGUGUUAGCAGUGAGCGUCAUUUCUUGUUGAUGCCAAACACAGUGGAUUUGAAUACUCCUGAGUCCUUGGCUGGUGGUGGAGGCGCGCGUUCCAUAAUACCACCAGCGCCUACAACAAUAACAAUGCAACAACAACAACAGCAGCAGCCACCGCCGCCAACGAGGCGCACUGGCUUUAGCAUAGAGGAUAUAAUGCGGCGCUGAGGCUAAGCUUUGUUGGUUGAGAGGCUGCGCGCUUAAUGCGUGGCGGCGGUUUAUUUUUCCUAUGAUUUGCCCACUUUUUUGCAUUUCUCUACGCUUUGAAAUGCUUACGCUAAGAAAAUGAAUAUAUUCGCUAUUAAUUGAUUUAAAAUAUUUUAGUUUAAGAUUAGAUUUCAAGUGCCUUCUCAUGUAACUGUGUAUGUACUCACAUACAUAUAUAGAUAUUUUAGUGCCCAAAGCCAAUCUACUGCAUACACACACGCACUCUAUACAUAUUUAUAAGUAUGACCUAUGGUUUUUUAAGUUAUAUGCGCGUACUUUGAUUUUUGCUUACAGUUAAGUGCUUCUAGUUGUAGUUACUUGCAUUCAAUUAAGCUUUUUUUAAACUAAACUGCAUACAAUUUUGGAUAUAAUGUAAUUAAUAGGCACACACACACACGUACAUAUGUGGGCAUGCAUGCAUGCACUUAGUUUAGAAUCGUGUAAAUAUAAGUUCAACCGUAUGAAUGUAUAACUACUUGCCGGGCACUUAGUGCUAUAAACGGUUUUCAAUAUUAUAAAUAUACGCGUACAUUUUACAACAACUGACAAAGGACAGCUCAAUAUUUGUUAAAAAUGUGGGCUGAGAGAACGACGCAAAGCCUUAAAUAACUUAAAUUAUAACAAAGGUGAAUAUGUAGGUGAAUUGAUAUGACAGUGGAUCUCACAAAACAUAGAGAAUAAAACAACAAACAGUCUACAGAAUAUUCGAGCUUUUUUCGCCCUCAGU